AUGGAUCUAGAGGGCGCAAGUGGGGGAAUCGCCCCCGAAAUAUUCCAAUACUCUUCAUACAACACUGUGGAUGACGUAACAAAAGAAAGUUACCAGGGGUGCAAUACAACCAAUGCAAUACAAUCAAGCAAUAAUGGGAACACUACAUAUACCUUGUCAUCUCCUGGAGACAGAUACUUUAUUGCUGGUAACAAACUAUACUGCCUUGGAGGAAUGAAGCUUCAUGUAACUGUGGAAGCAGAUCAAGUGGCAUCGCCGGCCAGUGCGCCUGAGCCCGGGGAUUCUCUUCCUACUCCUACUUCCGAGAACAACAACCCUUCUAUUUUUAGUUCAGCUGUGGCUAUCCAUGGUGGAACCUAUUCUAUUCUCUUUGUGUUUCUUGGUUUCAUGGUUGCUAUACCUUGGGUGAUGUAG
Messenger RNA from Ilex paraguariensis (yerba mate), 414 nucleotides. NCBI's taxonomy places the organism in Eukaryota, Viridiplantae, Streptophyta, Magnoliopsida, Aquifoliales, Aquifoliaceae. The record is from the annotation of a GenBank genome assembly.